AUGGCCACCUCCUCUUUCUCGAGCCUUGUGACACUUCUGAGUCUCCUCAGCCUUCCGCUAGCCACCAACGCUGCACUCUACGAUACCGUUAUCCACACUGCGUAUGGUGACGUCCAAGGAUACCCGGCAUUCAACAGCAGUCCCGCCGGUAACUUGACCAAUUGGCGGGAUAUCACGGUAUGGAAAGGCAUCCCAUUUGCAGCAACCACGGCUGGGAACAACCGCUUUCGCGAGCCGCAGCCUGCUGUGGGGUGGAACAGCACGCUCUAUGCGUCUAAUUGGGGACCCGUCUGCCCGGCUGCCACAUCUGGUCAAAGCGAUUACACCAUCGCUGAGGAUUGUUUAAAUCUCAACAUCUGGAGUGCUGCAAACUCAUCAAGCGCAAAGCUUCCGGUUGUUAUGUGGAGCUAUCCGGCAGAAUCGACAGCUGCAGAUGCUCUAUUCAACGGCGGCGGCAUGGCUGACAAAGGGGUUGUGUUUGUCAACUACAACUACCGCACUGGCUCGUUCGGUUGGUUGUCUCACCCACAGCUCUCGCAAGAGUUUGCAGCAAGCCCCGGCCACAAUAGCUCCGGGAACUGGGGCUUGUUGGAUCAGUUCGCGGCGCUGAAGUGGAUUCGUGCAAAUAUUGCAGAUUUCGGAGGUGAUCCAGACCACAUUACCGUGAUGGGACAAUCUGCGGGCUCCGCUGCAACAUAUCAUAUUGUGAAUAGUCCGCUCACCGAAGGAUUGAUAGUGGGAGCUAUCAUUGAAAGCGGUGUACGUGACCCUCACGACCCCCUGGCCAGCACCGUCGCAGAGGGCUACAUCAGUCUCGAGGAAAGUCUGGAACAGGGAAUCAAGUUUCUCGACUACCUCAACGUGAGCACUAUCGCGGAAGCACGCGCGCUGCCUUAUGCAGAUCUAGUCACCAGCUUGGCGACUCUUGGAAGCACGAGCGAGUGGACAUUCACAGCCUGCCUGGAUUAUUACGCCAUCCCUAGCACAUACUAUGAUUCUCUGGUCCACGGAGCCGCAAAUCAAGUCCCUGUAUUGACAGGAAAUACCAAGGACGAGAGCGGUGCGACUUACGGAUUGACCAUUACCCUUGAGGAGUAUUACGCCGACUUGAACGAGACAUAUAAUGGCACAUGGAUCCAACGUUUCUUGGACCUCUAUCCAGCAAACAACUCCAUCACGGCCUCUGGGGCGUACAAUUCCCAAUGGACGGACCGUUCUAAAGUCGGCACGUACCUUUGGACUCAGCUAUGGAAGAACGCAUCUAAUCAAACCGUGUACAAUUACUUCUGGAACCACGCACCUCCAGGACAGACCCAGGGCGCAUACCACGAAUCUGAGAUCAAUUACGUCCUGAACAAUUUAUACGACACUGAUCUUCCCUGGGCGUCGAAUGACUACAAGAUCGCCGCAACGAUGAAUAGUUACUGGGUAAAUUUCAUCAAGACUGGAAACCCCAACGGUCCAGGUCUUGUGCACUGGCCUGCUUGUGGGACCAACGCCUCUGUUCAAGUGGUCGGCAAUGAGUUUGAGCAAGCUACUGUCGCUGAUCCCGCGAAGGUGAAGCUUUACGAAGAGUAUUUUGCAGGCUUGAAGGUUUAUUAG
This is a messenger RNA of Zasmidium cellare ATCC 36951, 1602 nucleotides long. RefSeq lists its product as uncharacterized. Lineage: Eukaryota; Fungi; Ascomycota; Dothideomycetes; Mycosphaerellales; Mycosphaerellaceae. The transcript has a single exon. The record is from RefSeq and is a predicted model, not a curated record. Bases 1 to 1602 code for a protein of 533 amino acids.